This is a messenger RNA of Linum tenue, 4523 nucleotides long. The record is from the annotation of a GenBank genome assembly. Lineage: Eukaryota; Viridiplantae; Streptophyta; Magnoliopsida; Malpighiales; Linaceae.
UUUCUCAUGUGGGACUGGGAGCUUUGGCGAUCGCACUUUCCAUUUUAUCCUUUACUGGGGAAACUGCUGCUGCCUCGUGCAACUUGGGCUGGAACACCACAACAAGAACAAAAAUACUCCGCCGGACCCGAAAAGUAAACCCAAUCCAUGAACGGGAAUCGGGAACCCCAAUAACAGUCCUCUCCCCACUUUUCUUCACUCCUUCAAAAAUCUCGCUCUGUGGUGUAAUUACUGCUUCAGCUACUACUCCAGGACGCCCUGUAAUGGCGUCUUUCGCCAUUGGAUCACAUCACCUGAACCCAUUCCGCCAAUUCAAGAAACACUCGCUCCAUCCUCCCUUAUCUCCCGCUUCUCCGCCACCUUCGUUUGGCCCUUCCCACUGUAGAUUUCGAGGUUCAACUCGGUUCGGCGGUGGGUUGCUGGUGAGAGCAGAGGAUAAGGCUAGGGACUCAUCCUAUUCGUCGCCAAUUCAGCAGAGGACUCAACAGCUCCAGGUACUUUAUCAUUUCAUCAGGAUUUCACAGAAGAAUCGGGGAACUGUGAUCCUAUAUGUUCUGUUGAUGAAACGAGUUCACAAGAAUAUGAGGCCAACUACCAGCCCAAGACGGACUUGCUGAAAGCUUUUGCAGUUGUGGGAACAGCUUUAACUGGAGCUGCGGCGAUUAAUCAUUCGUGGGUGGCGGCGAAUCAGAAUCUUGCUAUGGCAUUGCUGUUUGGAAUAGGAUAUGCUGGCAUUAUCUUUGAAGAGUCUCUUGCCUUCAAUAAAAGUGGGGUGGGAUUACUGAUGGCUGUGAGCUUAUGGUCCGUUCGAAGUAUUGGAGCUCCUUCAGUUGAUAUUGCUGUCUCGGAGCUUCAACAUGCAUCAGCAGAAGUUAGUGAAAUAGUCUUUUUUCUGCUUGGUGCAAUGACAAUUGUGGAGAUAGUCGAUGCUCAUCAAGGAUUUAAGCUAGUCACUGACAAUAUAACAACUCGAAAGCCACGCUCUCUGCUUUGGGUGAUUGGCCUAGUAACAUUUUUCCUGAGUUCAAUCCUUGAUAACCUGACAUCAACAAUUGUCAUGGUUUCUUUACUGAGGAAACUUGUGCCCCCCUCAGAAUACAGGAAGCUUCUAGGAGCAGUUGUUGUGAUUGCAGCAAAUGCUGGAGGUGCUUGGACUCCGAUUGGUGAUGUUACCACCACAAUGCUAUGGAUCCACGGUCAGAUUUCCACAUUGCCGACAAUAAAGGACUUGUUUAUACCUUCAGCGGUUUCUCUUGCUGUGCCCCUUGCACUUAUGUCCCUGACCAGUGAAGUUAACGGAAAGGGACAGGAUGCUGCAGAUGUCAUGCCAUCUGAACAGAUGGCUCCUCGAGGACAGCUCGUAUUCUCUAUCGGUGUUGGAGCUUUGAUCUUUGUUCCUGUUUUCAAGUCCCUAACUGGGCUGCCUCCUUACAUGGGAAUGCUUCUUGGGCUUGGAGUUCUCUGGAUUGUCACCGAUGCCAUUCAUUAUGGCGAAUCAGACCGCCAGAGGUUGAAAGUACCCCAAGCUUUAUCACGCAUCGACACCCAGGGUGCCCUUUUCUUCCUCGGUAUCCUUCUCUCUGUCAGCAGUUUGGAGGCAGCCGGGCUUCUUCGCGAGCUAGCAAACUAUCUUGAUGCUCAUAUUCCGAACUUUGAGCUCGUGGCGAGUGCGGUGGGAGUCGUGUCUGCAAUCAUCGACAACGUCCCCCUAGUUGCUGCAACAAUGGGAAUGUACGACCUGACCUCUUUUCCCCAAGAUUCAGAGUUCUGGCAGUUGAUCGCUUACUGCGCUGGCACUGGUGGAUCCAUGCUGGUCAUUGGCUCGGCAGCUGGAGUUGCGUUCAUGGGGAUGGAGAAGGUUGACUUCUUCUGGUACUUGAAGAAGGUGAGUGGCUUUGCUUUUGCUGGCUAUGCCGCUGGAAUUGUUGCAUACUUGGCUGUUCAUAACCUGAACCUUUCGCUACCCACGACACUGGCCGAGGUCCCAUUCCUGUCAGGUCCGUAAGAUCCGAGGCUCUCCUGAGCUCCGAUCUUUACACAAAGUGCGACAUUCCUUUCAACAUAGAUCCUGCUGAGGACCAAGGAAUGUUGUUAAUGGUGAUAAUAACGCAAUAAGGUGCUUGGAUCCCUUUUAAGUUGUAUGUGCAUCUAAAGCAUAGUGGGGAUGCUAGUCUAGGGCUCUAGGCCCUGCCUGCUUUUUACCCUUCGGAGAAAUUCAGUGGAGUUGGUUGUUCAUGGCUGGCAGGGAUCAUUACAGACUGUAGAUCAUUUAGAAGCAAGUUCAGCAAGUGUUGUUAUUUCAUCAGUUGUAGACUGUAGCGAGAUGUAGUUUUUUUGAAGCAAAGGUGCUGCUCUGUUGUAAUAAAAAAAAAAGGUAUAAUGGCAAUAAAAGUGACUCUACUUCCUCCAGACUCCAGUUAUAUAAAAAAGGAAAAUCAGGAGUGCCUCAAUAAAAGUACAUGCUGCUCUAAACCUCAGAUACCAUACUACAGAGCAAGCCAAAAACCAAAUUCAUGCAAUCAAUCAUACUCUUGAGACCCAAAUCCAACUGACUACUAGCAAUAGCACAGGAACAAAACUGUCACAAAUUUCACAACAGCCCGAAAAGCUAUCAUAACUUGAGGAAAACGAUUUCCUCAACAGCCGGGAUUUCACCAAUCCUCUGCAGACUCUCCUUGCUCGGCUGGUCAUCCACACCAAUUGCCAUCACAGCUUGCUUUCUGGGAGCGAUCCUACCGACGCUCAUGAAACUGACGUUCACAUUCUCCUGCCCCAGUAUGCUCCCCACUUUCCCGAUCAUCCCGGGCUGAUCCACCUGUCGGCAAAGUAUAAUGCUGCCUUCCAAGCUGACGUCGACCUCAAACGACCCCACCCUUGUCAGAUGUGGGACUCCAUCUUUCACACGUCCUUCGACCCUGAUCUCCCCGGUAUCAGAAAUAGCACUGGCGAACUUGGAUUCCACAUUGGCGAUUUGGACCUGGAUGGAGUCCAGUGGUGCCUCGGGAGAUCCAUCUAGAAGGAUGCGCUCCUCAGUGAUCCUCACUCCUCUUUGUUUGGCAGUGAAGUCUGCAUUGACCAAGUUCACGAAGACGCUGGAUAUGGGCUCGAUUAUGCCCUUGGUGAUCAUGGCACGCAGCACCCUUGUGUCAAGGUCAUCGGGGGCUCUAGCAGAGGCAUACGUCACUUUAACGGAUUUGACACCGCUUCCUCCAGUUACUAGCUGGACAGCCAAACGACCAAGUUUCUCAGCGAGUAUGACAUAUGGUUUAAGCUCUGAUAGCACCUCGGCAGGCACCAUGGGUGCAUUGACUGCAGUAGAAGCAAGCUCACCCUUCAAGGCUCCAACAACAGCUUCAGCUAUUUCAAUAGCCACUCCUUCCUGAGCUUCAACAGUACUAGCACCAAGAUGAGGCGUCACGAUCACAUUCUCAUGCUGCACCAAUUUGCUUUCAGGUGAUGGGGGUUCCUUUGUGAAGACAUCAAGUGCAGCCUGAGCAACAAUUCCAGAGUCCAAUGCCCUCACCAGAGCUUCUUCAUCAAUCACACCUCCACGGGCCACAUUGACAAUCCUAACGCCCUUCUUCAUCUUUCCAAAAGUUUCGUCGUUGAGCAUCUUUGAAGUUGUAGGAGUAAGAGGCAUGUGCAGAGAAAUGAAAUCUGCAGUUGCUAUGGCUUCAUCAAAGGUCACCAGCUCCACACCAAUAGCACGAGCACGGUCUGCAGGAGCAUAGGGGUCAUGUGCAAUAACAUGCAUUCCGAGCCCCUUGGCACGCCUAGCCAAUUCUGUUCCUACUUUUCCAAAACCCAUGACAGCAAGUGUUUUCCCAACAAGGGAGACACCCACAUACUUGUUCCUUAGCCACUUCCCUGCUUUAACAGAAGCAUCUGCCUGAGCAACAUUCCUGGCCAUAGCAGCCAAGAGCGCAAUCCCAUGCUCCGCCGCCGCAACAGUGUUGGCCGUGGGCGCAUUCACCACCAAACACCCAUGCUCCGUCGCGGCAGCCAGAUCCACAUUGUCAAUCCCAACCCCAGCCCUCCCGACGACCUUCAACCUCCCUCCUGAAGACUCGAACACCUCCCUGCUCACCUUCGUCCCGCUGCGCACGAUCAGGGCGUCGCAGAGCGAGAUCUUGGUGUUGAGCUCUUCAGGGGACAGGUUGUAGGAGCAAUCCACGUUGGCGAACUCCUUGAGGAGAUCCAGCCCCGCCGCCCCGAGCUUCUCGGCGACCAGGACGGUGGGCUUGGCGUCGAGCCCACCGGUGGCGAGGACGACGAAGCGGCGGCUCCCGCGGCCGUGGGCGGCGCGGAGGCUGAGGGAUGAAAUUGAGAAUUGAGCGGGGGAGGAGAUGGAGAGCGAGGAGGAGAGUUUUGGGUUGAGGGAUGGAACGUUGAGGGUGGAGGUGGAGGCGGCCAUUUCGGGAGAGAAGGUGGUGGAUCCGGCGAUUUGCGGCGGCCGGGAAAUGGGAGUGGAGAGAUUUGGCCUUUGGGGGAGUUGGGAGUGGAGAUCUAAUUGGGGAUUUUAU